Messenger RNA from Plodia interpunctella (Indianmeal moth), 3993 nucleotides. RefSeq names its product netrin receptor DCC-like. NCBI's taxonomy places the organism in Eukaryota, Metazoa, Arthropoda, Insecta, Lepidoptera, Pyralidae. The record is from RefSeq and is a predicted model, not a curated record. Gene Ontology annotation, molecular function: protein binding. The transcript has 15 exons. Gene Ontology annotation, biological process: cell-cell adhesion. The coding region runs from base 237 to 3143 and encodes 968 amino acids.
GAGGGAGGCGAUAGUACGACACAAGCUACGGAACCGGCCGGUCGUGCGAACAAGGACGCGUAUCCGAACGCGAUGCCGCGUUUGUUUACCGAACUUUCCAAAUUUGAAUUUCGAAUGGAAUGACAUUAUUAUUCUUAAAUUAAAAUCACGGAAUGACAAAUGAAUUAAAUCGUAUACUGAAAUUGUAAACAUGUAAAUUUUCGACAGUGUGAGAAUUAAGUUAAUUCAGUGGCAGUAUGGUGGAUGUUGGUGUUAAUGAGUGCGAUAACACCAUAAAUGGGAGGAACCAAUUUGUGUUUCUUGUUUUAGUGCAUUUAUUACUUAUUGGACUGAAUGGGACAAAUGCCCAAAACCGUGCGCCACGAAUCAAAGAGCACCCUUCGAACACAGUAUCUGGUCGCAGUGAGCCGGCGACCUUACGAUGUAUGGUGGAAGGGCGUCCCAAGCCCAAGGUCCAAUGGUACAAGGACGGGGCCUUGCUGCCUCCUGCAGAGGAUGGACACAGGGUCCCUUUGGAAGACGGAUUGUUGUUUUUAAGAGUCAAUCGAGGCAAAAAGGAAAGCGACGAAGGCAUUUAUUGGUGCGUGGCACGAAAUAUUGCAGGCGAAGCCGUCAGUCAGAAUGCCUCACUCAAUGUUGCAGUGCUUCGUGAUGAUUUCAAAUCUGAACCUAGAGAUGUGAUGGUAGCAGCAGGAGAACCUGCAUUAUUGGAAUGUUCUCCGCCUCGAGGGGUUCCAGAACCUUCGGUACAUUGGCUCAAAGAUGGACAGGUUUAUGACUUAGAAAUGAAUGGCAGGGUAACAAUAACAAAUACAGGAAAUUUAAAAAUUCUCGAAACUUUACCAACUGAUAGUGGAUUAUUUAGAUGCGUGGCUUCAAAUAUCGCCGGUGAAAGACAGUCACGGGCCGCAGGACUAAUUGUUCUGAAACGACCACAUUUUGUAGUGAAACCUAACAAUGUAACCGCUUUGGUUGGGCAAACCGUAGAAUUCAAUUGCCAGAGUUACGAUGCGAGUGUAAAAAUAACAUGGGUUAAAGAAGACGGGACUUUGCCUUCUCAUGCAUCAAUAAUUCGAGGACUAUUACGAUUAGAGCAUGUAUCUGCUAGCGACGCGGGCGUCUAUUCCUGCCGAGCUGACAGUCAUGCUGGAACAAGCAUCACUAGCGCCACUCUUACUGUUAACUCGUUACCGCACUUCACGCAGAUACCAUCGAAUCUGACCGCAUGGGAGGGUGAUGUGGUAUCUAUUCCUUGUGAAGCUAGAGGCUUGCCCACUCCAACAACUUUUUGGAUAUUGGAAGGCAAACAAGAUUCUUUGCUUUUUCCUGAAUGUACAAAAAGUAACACCAGUUUAUUAUAUUUGGAUGGAGCUAAAGCGGAACAUAGCGGAAGGGUGAUUUGCGCAGCCGUUAAUGCGGCUGGAAGCAUAAUGCAAGAAGCUUAUCUCACCGUUUUGAAGAAAGAUAAUAACGGUCUGAAAGAACCCUUAGAUGAAGACUUGGCUAUUGUUUAUGAUAGCGAGGCGCACAUGACACAAUACGAACUUGUUCAAGCGAGAAAGUAUUUACAGCAAAAUGUUUUAGUUAUGCGAAGGGUGGAAGCGUUAUCGUCAACUUCGCUGAAAGUUGUUUGGGAUGUGUUAACAGAUUACAACGAAUACUUGGAAGGUGUAAAAAUUUGGUACAACGGAACAACAUUAAAUUGGCGCAAUGUAACAACCGAAGAAUUAGUUAUUUUGAACUCAUUCCAUUCAGGCGCCACAUUAUGUUCGAACGGGUCUUUAACGAAUGUUGAUAAUAGCGGAUCAUCGAGCUACAUUUUAUCAGGAUUAAUGGCUUACACGCAGUACGACAUAUUUAUAAUGCCGUUCUACAAGAUGUUGCUCGGGAAGCCUUCUAAUUUAAUGUCGGGAUACACUGACGAUGACGUUCCAUCGGCGCCUCCCCAAAGUGUGACAGCGGGUGUAAUUAACGCGACUUCGGCGUGGAUUCGAUGGGAACCGCCACCUGCGAACACGUGGAACGGAGAACUCACGGGAUACCUGAUUGAAAUCCGUGUGAGUGGUAGUACGGGAGGCAGAGUGGUCGGCCAGAUGUCCUUAGGACCGCGGACCAGGGCUGCCGCGGCCAGUUCUUUAAGGGCUGGCAACAAAUACAGCGCCCGAGCCGCGGCUGUCACACGCACGGGUCAUGGACCUUUCAGUGCUCCCGCGCAUAUCCAUAUGGUGCCGACGCAGUCUCAGAGACAUUAUGUACAGACGGAGCCGCCGCAAGACAGCAAUAUUCCUCACAUAUUUCAAGAAACCUGGCUUCUGGCUCUUGGACUAACUUUAUUCACCAUUAUAAUAAUUGGAGUCUUCAGUAUUUAUUAUGUAAAGCGGAGGAACGGAAUUCAGAGAAAGAAGACAACAGGUCAAUCAAUUGUCACCGCGCAGCAGUGUUUAUUGAAUAAAGACACAAUAUGGCUGAGAGAUCGCCCUGUCUUCGCUUCCAACGAGCCCACUUUGGACAUGAGCUGCCAUCAGAGUCUUCUACAUGGAGGUCAAUCAACAAGCAUCCUAAGCGUGGAACCAGAGUACAGUCUACCUCAAAAUUCUAUUCAAGGAUUAGAUGCCUCGAGCGUGGAUCGACUGCGUCGGGGACCGCCCGAGCCGUAUGCUUCCAGUGCUAUUUACACCGAGCUCAAUUUCAAGGAUCAAAACGAUGAUAUUAGACACUGUCCAGAAAGGCGAUCUCAUAACAACAGCAUUGUUAGAUCGUGUAACGGAAGCCUACAAUACUCCAAUGGGGAAUGCUCAACGUGUUGUCACAGCACGUCCAGUAGAUCAACGAAAGAUUACAGGGAGCCAAGACACGAGAUAGUACAUAAUGAGAUUAAUGUUUUGGACGACGACUGCGCGUCCUGCCACACGAAUCGUUCCGGCUCGAGGAGUAGACAGGACAAAAGCAAAGUGUGUCCGUCGAAUGAUUUAGAAUACGACUAUCCGCAAUGGCACUGGCUCGGUAGAGAGAACAGUUUCAAAAUUCCCAUACAGACGAGCAAGCAUUCGUAUGUAGCGAGGUCGGAGCAGGGCUGUCAAAUAAAUCUAUGUGAUAUACUGCCACCACCGCCGUAUGAGAGUCCUGAAUACAAGAAAAAUUGAAGGUUUUUAAAGUAGAUAUAGAAAAUUUUAACAACGCAAAGCAAUAAACGACUAAUCACUUAAAUUUAAGAUAAACCACUUUCAGAAUGUGUUAAGACGUCCGAUCAGUUAUUUUUUUAAUAGUUGAAAAAGUUCAGUGUUUCAAAAGUUGUCUAGUUAUUAAUAAAUAUAACCAGGUCACUUAUGACUUAAUCGUUGUAGCAUACAGUAGUGCUUGUAAUCUGUAGGUACCGAAUUUUUGAAACUUGUAUCUCGUAACUUAUUCCUAUCGAUAUUCUAGUCACGCUGUAUAGGACUAGCUUAACAUUUGAUAUACACAGUAUUUGGCGAGAAUAUUCCACUUUUGGUACAUUUUGUAUUUGCAAACUCAAGGUUGUCUCAAUUUUUACUGUAACGUAGAUUUACGUAUAGCCCUGCAUUUCACUGCCAUAUUAUAUGUUUAGGAUUUAGAUUAGUUGUAUAAUCAUUGACUGUGAUAUUUAUAUUAAAUUUGUGUAUUAGAAUUGUAUGUAAUCCUAGAUUAUAGGUCGUUUAGGUGAAAUGAAUUUAAUUUUCUUUGUAAUUAAAUAGGCACUUAUUUAUAAAAAUGCAUUGAUAAAAAGCAAAAAGUAACUUAAAAGCUGGAGGAAAUAACCAAGUUUUGAUUUAAAGGCUAAUUUGUGCAAUAAGAAUAAUCAAUGUAUAAAUGAGUGUAUGAAAAUAAUACAUCACUUUGAUAUUUCGCAAACUUUUUAAUUCCUAGAUGUCAUGAGCAUGUAAUGUGACCUUUGAGUACUGUGACAGUAUUUUCCGAUCCAGUUGUGUUGUACCUAAACUCCAACUUUCUGAAAUAUAGCAACUUUCUAGAAAA